AAAAAACUUAUUGGAAUAAAUGAAACACUAAUUUGUUAUUUUAGUCCAUUUCGACGUUCAAAAGAAACAUGUGAAUUAAUAUGUGAAGCAUUUUCAAAAGAGAAAAUUUUAAAAAUACGAGAAGAUCCACGUAUAAGAGAACAAGAAUGGGGAAAUUUUCAAGAUCUAGCAAAACGUGAAAUAACAGUGGCUGAAAGACAAAAAAUUGGACGAUUCUUUUAUCGAUUUGGAAAUGGUGAAUCCGGUGCUGAUGUAUAUGAUCGUGUUAGUUUAUUUAUGGAUAGUUUAUAUCGUGAAAUGGAUAGUAAUUUAAUGCCAAAUACUAACAUAUUAAUUGUUAGUCAUGGUUUAUUUAUGAGAUUAUUUUUAAUGCGUUUUUAUCGUUGGUCAGUAGAAAGAUUUCAUACAUUAGAAAAUUUUAAUAAUUGUGGUUAUUGUAUUUUGGAAAGAGAUGAUCAAGAUGGAAGUUUUAUACUUAAAACAGAGUUGAAAAUUUCAUCUGAACAAGAACUACUUAAAAGAAAAGAUUCAAAAGAAAAAUUAAAUGAGCAAAAUUUAAAUGAAGAAAUUAAUUCAAUUCUACAUACGAUAAAAACCGAAAAUGAUAAAAAAAAAGCAUGA
Messenger RNA from Rotaria sp. Silwood1, 621 nucleotides. The record is from the annotation of a GenBank genome assembly. NCBI's taxonomy places the organism in Eukaryota, Metazoa, Rotifera, Eurotatoria, Philodinida, Philodinidae.